AUGUUUCAGCAUCGCAAAGUUCAAUAUUCAGGGGUCAAUAAAUUGCACGUAUUAGAGCAAGUGAUUUCUGAGCUUAGAAAAGAAAAAAAAACCUGCCUCGGUGACAAAACACCAAAAGAAGAAGAAGAAACACUGACGUAUUUCAAAAAAAUUUUCACGGAUCGCGUCAUUGAAAAAGAGUAA
This is a messenger RNA of Pediculus humanus corporis (human body louse), 183 nucleotides long. RefSeq lists its product as uncharacterized. The record is from RefSeq and is a predicted model, not a curated record. The coding region runs from base 1 to 183 and encodes 60 amino acids. The transcript has 7 exons. Lineage: Eukaryota; Metazoa; Arthropoda; Insecta; Psocodea; Pediculidae.